Messenger RNA from Xylona heveae TC161, 1433 nucleotides. Its product is annotated as glyoxylase I. The record is from RefSeq and is a predicted model, not a curated record. Bases 67 to 1038 code for a protein of 323 amino acids. Lineage: Eukaryota; Fungi; Ascomycota; Xylonomycetes; Xylonales; Xylonaceae. The transcript is spliced from 6 exons. Gene Ontology annotation, molecular function: lactoylglutathione lyase activity; metal ion binding.
CACUCCUUGUCCCAUUCUGUAGAAACAAUUGAACAUUGCACGAUACUCUUCAAAAAAUCUGUCAUUAUGGCAACCGAUACUUCCACCUACAAGCUGAACCAUACCAUGCUUCGGGUCAAGGACCCCAAGGAAACAGUCAAAUUCUACGAAUUCCUGGGUCUGAAGCUCGUCAACAAGCUCGAGUUCCCCGACAAUAAAUUCGACCUCUACUUCCUGGCAUACGACUCUCCCAAGGCCGUCUCACAUGGAAAUCACUGGACCAAUCGGGAGGGCAUUAUUGAGCUCACGCACAACUAUGGCACCGAGACCGACCCCAGCUACAAGAUUGCCAAUGGCAACACUGAGCCGCACCGGGGCUUCGGCCAUGUCUGCAUUUCCGUCGACAACAUCCAGGCCGCAUGCAAGCGGCUCGAAGAUGCAGGCUACAAGUUCCAUAAGAAACUAACAGACGGCCGCAUGCGACACAUUGCCUUUGUCCUCGACCCUAACUCUUACUGGGUCGAAAUCAUCUCGCAGAACCCGAUUGAGAAGACCGAGGGUCUUACCACGACCGACCUCCAAACUUACCGCAUGAACCACACCAUGAUCCGCGUCAAGGACGCCGAAAAGUCUCUCAAAUUCUACCAGGACGUCUUGGGCAUGACUCUUCUCCGAGUCAACGAGAACAAGGACAAUGGCUUCAACCUCUACUUCCUCGGAUACCCGCACGGCCGGCCGGCCCCGGACGCCUCUGCGCCGGGCAUCAGCUCCGUUGCUGACCGCGAGGGCCUACUCGAGCUUACCUGGAACUAUGGCACCGAGAAGGACGAGAACUUUUCAUAUCAUAACGGCAAUGCCGAGCCUCAGGGCUUCGGCCACAUUUGCGUAUCGGUCGACGAUCUGAACGCGGCGUGCGCCCGGUUCGAAGACCUCAAAGUCAACUGGAAGAAGCGGCUCACAGACGGCCGCAUGAAGACUGUUGCAUUCAUUCUCGACCCGGACAACUACUGGGUCGAAGUCAUCCAGAAUGAGCAGAUCAAGUCGCAGCCCAACUGGUAAAGUUGAAACAAAAUUGGCAACGUGACGACCAAUUAUAAGACGAAACCGAAGGCGACAAAGAUGAUGAUGACGACGACGACGACGACGACGAAGAAUGUUGACGAAGCAGUGGAUUUUUUUAUGAAAGGAAGGGGUUGGCAGGGGGCAGGGCGGCGUUUAAAUAUACCAAAGUGCAGGUGCAGGUGUGGGUGUAGGUGUAGAUGCAGCGUUCAAGAAUGAAAGCAUUUAGGGUAGUUGUAGAUGGUUCGAGCAGAAUACGCAAAGUUAUGGUUAUGCUGCUAUGCAAUAUUCGGAAUCCGGGAAACCAAAAAGUCCUUUUGUCCACAACCAAAAAAAAAGGGAAAUCAAAUGUUAGUUGGUACGUACGCCACUAUUCAUUCAUUCAUUCGAUAUGC